Messenger RNA from Trichechus manatus latirostris (Florida manatee), 4922 nucleotides. RefSeq names its product glutamine--fructose-6-phosphate transaminase 1 (gene GFPT1). NCBI's taxonomy places the organism in Eukaryota, Metazoa, Chordata, Mammalia, Sirenia, Trichechidae. The record is from RefSeq and is a predicted model, not a curated record. The transcript is spliced from 19 exons. Bases 125 to 2170 code for a protein of 681 amino acids. Gene Ontology annotation, molecular function: carbohydrate derivative binding; L-glutamine:D-fructose-6-phosphate transaminase (isomerizing) activity. Gene Ontology annotation, biological process: fructose 6-phosphate metabolic process; protein N-linked glycosylation; UDP-N-acetylglucosamine metabolic process.
UCGCAUCCUCAGAGGGAGUCGUCUCAGCGCCACCCGGCCUCCCGAUCCCAGUGAUUGCUUCCUGUGUGCGCUUCCGGCCUGCCAGCCAUCCGUCCCUCGCUCUGCGGACCGUGCCUCCUGCAUCAUGUGCGGUAUAUUUGCCUAUUUAAACUACCAUGUUCCUCGGACAAGACGAGAAAUCUUGGAGACCCUAAUCAAAGGCCUUCAGAGACUGGAGUACAGAGGAUAUGAUUCUGCUGGUGUGGGAGUUGACGGAGGCAAUGACAAAGAUUGGGAAGCCAAUGCCUGCAAAAUCCAGCUCAUUAAGAAGAAGGGGAAAGUUAAGGCACUGGAUGAAGAAGUUCACAAACAACAGGAUAUGGACUUGGACAUAGAAUUUGAUGUGCACCUGGGAAUAGCUCAUACCCGUUGGGCAACACAUGGAGAACCCAAUCCAGUUAAUAGCCAUCCCCAGCGCUCUGAUAAAAAUAAUGAAUUUAUUGUUAUUCACAAUGGAAUCAUCACCAACUACAAAGAUUUGAAAAAGUUUUUGGAAAGCAAAGGCUAUGACUUUGAAUCUGAAACAGACACAGAAACAAUUGCCAAGCUCGUUAAGUAUAUGUAUGACAAUCGGGAAAGUCAGGAUAUCAGUUUUACUACAUUGGUGGAGAGAGUCAUCCAACAAUUGGAAGGUGCUUUUGCACUUGUAUUUAAAAGUGUUCAUUUUCCCGGGCAAGCAGUUGGCACAAGACGGGGUAGCCCUCUGUUGAUUGGCGUACGAAGUGAACACAAACUCUCUACUGAUCACAUUCCAAUACUUUACAGAACAGGCAAAGACAAGAAAGGAAGUUGUAAUCUCUCUCGUGUGGACAGCACAACUUGCCUUUUCCCUGUUGAAGAAAAAGCAGUUGAGUAUUACUUUGCUUCUGAUGCAAGUGCUGUCAUAGAGCACACCAAUCGCGUCAUCUUUCUCGAAGAUGAUGACGUUGCAGCAGUGGUGGAUGGCCGUCUUUCUAUCCAUCGAAUUAAACGAACUGCAGGAGAUCACCCUGGACGAGCUGUGCAGACCCUCCAGAUGGAACUGCAGCAGAUCAUGAAGGGCAACUUCAGUUCAUUUAUGCAGAAGGAAAUUUUUGAGCAACCAGAAUCAGUUGUGAACACAAUGAGAGGAAGAGUCAACUUUGAUGACUAUACUGUGAAUUUGGGUGGUUUGAAGGAUCACAUUAAGGAGAUCCAGAGGUGUCGGCGUUUGAUUCUGAUUGCGUGUGGAACAAGUUACCAUGCUGGUGUAGCAACACGUCAGGUUCUUGAGGAGCUGACUGAGUUGCCUGUGAUGGUGGAACUAGCCAGUGACUUCCUGGAUCGAAACACACCAGUUUUUCGAGAUGAUGUUUGCUUUUUCAUUAGUCAGUCAGGUGAGACAGCAGAUACCCUGAUGUGUCUUAGGUACUGUAAGGAGAGAGGAGCUUUAACUGUGGGGAUCACAAAUACAGUUGGCAGCUCUAUAUCAAGGGAGACAGAUUGUGGAGUUCACAUUAAUGCUGGUCCCGAGAUUGGCGUGGCCAGCACCAAGGCUUACACCAGCCAGUUUGUGUCCCUUGUGAUGUUCGCCCUUAUGAUGUGUGAUGACAGGAUCUCCAUGCAGGAAAGACGCAAAGAGAUCAUGCUUGGGUUGAAACGGCUGCCUGAUUUGAUUAAGGAAGUACUGAGCAUGGAUGAUGAAAUUCAGAAACUUGCAACAGAGCUUUAUCAUCAGAAGUCAGUCCUGAUAAUGGGACGUGGCUAUCAUUAUGCUACUUGUCUUGAAGGGGCACUGAAAAUCAAAGAAAUCACCUACAUGCACUCAGAAGGCAUCCUUGCUGGUGAGCUGAAACACGGCCCUCUGGCUUUGGUGGAUAAGCUGAUGCCUGUCAUCAUGAUCAUCAUGAGAGACCACACUUACGCCAAGUGUCAGAAUGCUUUUCAGCAGGUGAUUGCUCGGCAGGGGCGCCCCGUGGUGAUUUGUGAUAAGGAAGAUACCGAGACCAUUAAGAACACAAAACGAACAAUCAAGGUGCCCCACUCAGUGGACUGCUUGCAAGGCAUUCUCAGCGUGAUCCCCUUACAGUUGCUGGCCUUCCACCUUGCUGUGCUGAGAGGCUAUGAUGUUGAUUUCCCACGGAAUCUUGCCAAAUCUGUAACUGUAGAAUAAAGAGCAUCUAAACUCUGGGCAAUUGAGCAACACAAGACACCUUUUGUAUUUAAAACCUUGAUUUAAAAUAUCACCCUUUUAAGCCUUUUUUAGUAAAUCUUUAUUUAUAUAUCGGUUAUAAUUAUUCCACUCAAUUAGUGGUUUUUCUGAAAAUUACCUCUUAUAUUUUUACAGUAAUCCGUGGGGGAGUUUGAAUAAUGGAAUCUAUAUUGGAAUCUAUUGCAGAAGGAGAUUUUAAUGGUCAUUUUCUUUCAAGAACAUUGGGUGUUGAAUUUCUGGACCCUCCACUUCAAUCUGAGAGGAUCGUGUGUUUUUAAAAUCAUUGGCAUUUGUUUUACCAUGCCGUUUGGGCUACUGAAAGAAUAGUGCAUAAAAUUGGAAUAUCUAAAGCAAGCGGCAAUGUAUCCUAAUACUUGGACAUCUAAUUAAGGUUUUUCUAAGUUAUACAUAAAGAAAAGAUGCUGUGAUUAAUUUUGAAACUUUUUUCUGUUUGGUUUUCAAAUCAAACUAUAAAGCUGAAAAACUGAAAACUUUUUUUGGUGGGAUUUUAUAUCUAAGUUAGGUUGACGUUAAUUUCUCAAACUUAAUUGCUUGUAAGAAUCUGCAGGUCGAGACAAUUUAGGAAGCAAAAUAUUACAGUAAUGCAUUGGUUUUCCCCAACCCUUAACAAAACAUAUUUGCACAAAUUUAUAGCACAAACUUUACAUUUGAGCCACUUAGGACACCCAACAAUAUGAUUUUAAAUUUGAAGAUGGGAUGUGUACAUGCUGGGCAUCCUACUUGUUUUUUCAUCUCCUAAAAGUGGUUAUUUUUAUUUCCUUGUGUCUGUAGUCUUUUAUAAGUAACUGCUAAAUGACUUAUUUUGUUCUUUGAAAUCCGAGCAGGGAGCUGCUAUGAAAUGUCUCAUUAAAUCAAUGCUGAUAUAUUGAUGUCAUACCUCUUCAACUUUGUUCCAAGGAAGAAUUUCUUGCAGUGACUUUUUAACUUUCCUUCACUGUUUUGUUACAUAAAACUAGUACCUUAGUGUCAGUUUGGAAGAUCUGCAAGUCUUUGAACAAUCAUUUGACUCUAAAUAUGUAUAGUAGACUAGGCUCAGAAAAACUAUAUGCUUUACAUUGAUAUUGGUGAAAGAGUGCAACAAAUUUAGAAUUAUUUCGUAGGUAUUUUUCUCUUUGUACUUUCUCUGUUCUACUCCUUUCCUUCCUCUGUCCUUCACUCCCUUCCUCCCUCCCUCCCUUUCUUUCAAGUCUUCUCUUCUACAGUGAAUUUUUUUUUCUUAAUGUUCCUUUCCCCAUUUUCUUUUUGGGGCAGUCAUCUUCCUUAAAGAUUAUUAGAAGUUCUUUACAUAUUUGACAUAUUAAUCCUUUGUCGUAUACAUUACAGAUAUAUAUUUUUUCUGUUUCGUCAUCUACCUUUUGUUAAUGGUGGAUUUUUGCAGAUAUUUCUGAUUUUUAUGUAAUCAAAUCUAUCAAUCUUCUCCCUUACUGUUUUUGUCUGCAAUUAUAUUUGAAGGGCCUGAAGAGAAAGGUAGGGCCUAGAUCCCAGAGAGUCUGUGAGUCUGAAGUUUAUCUUGGAGCAGUGAGUAUGGCAUGAUCAGAUGUGCAGCUUAGGUUUGUGGGGGAUGGAUUGAGGAAGCUGAGUCUGGAGGCCGAGCAUUGAGGAGGCUGUUGCCAUGAUCCAGGUUAAAGGCAACGAGAGUCUGAUGGCAGAGUGGUAAUAAGAGCGGAGAGAAGUGCAUCCAAGAGGACUUUCUAGGAGGUCAUUUUUUUUUUUUAUAGCAAUAAAAGAGAAAGACUAAUGUUAAUUAUAACUAUGGUAUGCUACAAUUUAAGUGGUUUUUCAAAAAGCACAAUGUCAUUUAAAAGUAUUUAUUAAAAAAUUAAUAACUCACAUUGAAUUUGUGAAGGCCAAAGAAAUUGAAGGGAAUGGCAAAGAAAGAUAUUUUAGUCUUCUGAUAUCAACAUAUUUAGUAGAUUUUGUGUACAAGAGUACGAGACAGAGUAAACAGAUUUCAGAUUACUUUACUUUGUCCUGUUAGAAUCUCUAGAAGUCUUAGCACAAAUCAUUUUUUUCAACUAUAUCUCCCUAGCUUAAUUUAAUCAUAUCUUUACAUUUACGACAGUAGCAAGACUGAUAACAUUAGCUUCAAAUCAAUAAUAUUCAGGGUUAAAAUAAAAAUCAAACUUAACUAGCAAGACUGUAAAGUUAUGCCGUAUUAAUUUGUCUGUAGUUGCUUGAUAUCAAAGAUUUUAUGGAAUAUACCAUAAAUAAUGGCUACUGAGAACAUCUUAGGAAAUGUUCAGAUUACCUUUCUUACUAUACUUGUUUUCAGAAUGAAUAUAGAAAUGAUCCUGUUAGCUUUUUAAAUGUUCUCUGGUUGAAUGUGUUUUUGCUUAAAUAAAACUUUUGGUAUUUGUUUAAAUAAUACUUCUUUUGAACUGGAAAUUUUAUAAUCAUCUGUUUCAGUUUUCUGUUCUUUGAAAUGAAUGUUUAGUUUACUGAGCCAAUUGGUUAUUUCUUCCUCAUGUCUUGUAAGUCCAGUGACUCUAAGCCAGAACUGUGAAUAAAUUACCAAAAACUUGUGGAGAGUUGCAUUUUGAAACAAUUUGCCAACAUUUGAGGUGUAUAUGCUUUUUGCGGUUGUGUUAAAGAUUGUAUUAAGAAUGUAGCCCAUGUUCAGUUUAGUUGUUAGUAAACAUUUCUGAUGCCAAAAGUUUAUUCUUUAAUUCUACUUUUAAAAAAAAAAAAAAAA